This is a messenger RNA of Colletotrichum siamense, 1272 nucleotides long. RefSeq lists its product as uncharacterized. The transcript is spliced from 2 exons. The record is from RefSeq and is a predicted model, not a curated record. NCBI's taxonomy places the organism in Eukaryota, Fungi, Ascomycota, Sordariomycetes, Glomerellales, Glomerellaceae. Bases 1 to 1272 code for a protein of 423 amino acids.
AUGGAUGGACAGCAGCAGCAGCGCGACGAGCGCGCCGGUCAGAACAAUAGAGUCCCAGUAAACGGAGCGCAGUCCGCCGCAGGGCCGCGCAGAAGAAACGACGAAUCGUGGGUUGAAAUCGCGUCGCAGCCGUCUUCGUCUUCGCUCUCGUCCAUCGGAGACGAGAUCGUCACGACCGGUCUCCGAGUCGGCGGGUCUAUGGCCGCUCGCCGACGUCGCUUACAUCACCCACCCGCCCCUCGGUCUUUCCAUGUCGACCAGACAGCUAUUCACGCCGGCACAAGCAGUCAGGAAGAAUAUGAAGAGAGCGAGAGCGAGGAGGACCGAUGUCUGACGAGCUCGACCGAGAACGUGCAACCUUCUGUUCGGGCGCCGUUCCAACAGCAGCUAUCGGCCCAGGUGGAGUCAGAGGACUCGGAUGAUGGCGAUGAGAUCGCGACUGCCCUAGGAGCACGCGUCCCCGACGACCCCGUCUUCAGGCCUCACCCAAAUGCGUUCUCUCAUCCGCCGUCGGGCUUGCACAGGAGUCAGUCUGCCGGCUCGGCCAUCCAUCAGCACCCGCAUAGUAGCGUAAGACCGUCGCUCUCCCAUCGGUCCCAGACGAGAGUGCACCGCAGCCCGCCAAACUUCAUGUCGCCGGCGUACCAAGCCGACAACGAUGCCGCUCUCCGUGCUUCCCUCACCACCCUCCUCUCGUGUGCUGCUGCCGCUCGGGGUCUGCCCAAGUACAAGGACAGUGAGCAGCAGGGCGCACCGGCCGCUACCGGAGUCGGACCUAGUUCUCAGCCUGUAGAACUGAGGCUCAUGCCUGAAUCUGAACUCAUGACUGAUAGACAACCACAACCUCUAGCCCCAUCACCAGCCAAGACACCUGCUCGGUCACGGACCGCCACAUCUUCUACGCCUUCAUCACCCAAGAGCGAAGGCGUUGACAAGCACAAGAGGACUUCCUCUUCACAGACUCGCUCGUCGAGGGCGACGAAGAAGAAGAAGGUGGCCGCCGGCGAGGACGCGCUCAUCAGCCCGACUUUGCUGACCUGGGUUGUGAGCGCUGGCGUCGUGGUGCUUGUUUCCGUGGUCGGGUUUGGCGCGGGCUAUGUGAUCGGCCGCGAGGUUGGACGUCAAGAAGUGCUCUCGGCGGCGGGAGCGGGCGUCAACGCUUCGACCGUAGCAGACUCUUCGUCGUGCGGUAGGGAAGUUAUUCGUUCUUCCGGCGGUGGCCUUCGUCGCCUCAGGUGGGGUGCGGGGGUUGGCCGAAGCGUUGUUGCUUGA